This is a messenger RNA of Mercenaria mercenaria, 1836 nucleotides long. RefSeq lists its product as uncharacterized. The transcript has a single exon. The record is from RefSeq and is a predicted model, not a curated record. Bases 356 to 1492 code for a protein of 378 amino acids. Lineage: Eukaryota; Metazoa; Mollusca; Bivalvia; Venerida; Veneridae.
UAGAACCAAACUUUGGGAACGUCUUCAGAAUAUAGGAGUAACUGGUAAAUUAUUUUUAGCAAUUAAGUCUCUCUGUAAUACAGUGUCCUCAUGUGUUAGAGUUAAUGGUUUAAAUACCGAUUGGUUUGAGGUUAAAUGUGGAUUGAGACAGGGAUGUGUGUUAUCUCCCCUUUUGUUUAAUUUAUAUGUCAAUGAUUUGGCUUUAUUUCUCCAGUCGUUUAAUGUUGGUAUUAAAGUUGAUGAUGACGUGGUAUGUAUAUUGUUGUAUGCUGAUGAUAUUGUUUUAAUAGCAGACAAACAAGAAGAUUUACAAUUUUUAUUGGACCAGUUAGAUUAUUGGUGUGGUAGAAACAACAUGAAAAUCAAUCCUAUUAAAAGCAAAAUUGUCCAUUUUAGACCCAAUUCUAUUACUAGAGUUGACAUUGUCUUCAAGUGUGGUGAUUUUAACCUAGAUAUUGUCGACAGAUAUACCUAUCUUGGCCUUGUUUUGCAUGAACACCUUGACUAUAAUGUUACUGCUAAAGUUGUAGCCCAGAGUGCAAGUCGAGCCCUUGGACUUUUGAUAGCGAAAUGCAAAGCAAUAGGUGGUUUUACAUAUGAUGUAUAUACGAAAUUAUACAACUCACUGGUUUGGCCUGUUAUUGACUAUGGAUCAGCUAUUUGGGGCCUGAAAUCUUUCUCAUGUAUUAAUGCUAUACAUAAUAGAGCCAUGCGUUUCUUCCUUGGCGUGGGGAAAUAUACACCAAAUGCAGCAGUUGUUGGUGAAAUGGGAUGGGAUCCUCCAAUAGUCCGACAAUGGAAGACUAUAUGUAACUUGUGGUGCCGUAUGUCUUCUCUUUCAUUCCGUAGAAUAAAUAGACGUGUUGCACUUUGGGCUCAGUCUAAAGCUAGUUCUAGAUGUAGAAAUUGGUUCUAUACUGUAAUGAAUAGGCUUACUAGUUUGGAUUGUCACGUAUACAGUACUAUCAACCAACAUAUAGGUAAAAACAUGUUAUUUGAUAUAGUAAAGCCCAAGUUAAUGGACGAAUUCAUUAACGAGUGGAAAGUAUCUAUUAACAGAGUAAAUGGUAUACGUAAUGUAGGCCGUAAUAAAUUACGCACAUAUUCUCUGUUUAAAUCAAAUUUUGAUGUUGAACAAUAUUGUAAAAUGAUAUUACCCCACCAACAUCGGUCAGCUUUCAGUAAAUUUCGGUGUGGAGUGGCACCGUUAAGAAUUGAAACUGGUCGAUAUGAAAAUCUUAAUGUUAUAGACAGAAAGUGCACUUUUUGCAAUGCUAUAGAAGAUGAAUGUCAUGUCUUGUUUAAUUGUCAUAUAUACGGAGAAUAUAGGCAAGAACUUUACAUGAAAGCAGAGCAUGUAUGUCCUGCUUUCUCAAACAUGACCGAUAUUGACAAACUGGUUUAUUUAUUUUCAAACCCACAAUUGAUAAGGAUUACUGCCAAAACCUGUUUUAAUAUUUUACGUAAGCGAUCUCUUAUAAUGUGUAAAUAAUGUCCCUAUAUUUCUUAGUUAAAUAAUUGUGUAUUUAUAUAAUACAUAUAGAUGUUGUUAAUCAGGCCCUCUUUAAUCUGAUUAAAGAGGAUAUCGAUUUCUUAAAAACAUUUUUGAAUCCGUACGCGUUAGCGUCUUUUUUGUAUCUCAGUGUUUUAAAUAACAACUACAUUUUAAGUGAUUUUAAUGUCGAUUAGCAGCAUCUAUGUGGUUUUUAACAUAUGUAUAUUUGUUUGAAUAGCAGAUCUUAAGUGUAUUAAAUAGUAGUCUCUUAUAAUUCUAUUUUAGAAUGGUCAUAUACAUGUAUUUGUACAAUUAAUAUGUAAAUGUGAUAUAUGUACAAU